Molecule: messenger RNA, 5223 nt
Organism: Ostrinia furnacalis (Asian corn borer)
Lineage: Eukaryota; Metazoa; Arthropoda; Insecta; Lepidoptera; Crambidae
Product: chaoptin
Exons: 5
Coding region: 204-4343 (1379 amino acids)
Molecular function (GO): protein binding
Source: RefSeq, a predicted model, not a curated record
AAGACGAGGCGGACGCCCCGUGACGUCACGCGGACAACUCUCUCGACCAGCGGACAGUGCAUGAAAGUUUCGAACAAGUUACAGUUGUUUACGUAGACCAGGAUUUCUGUUGGAAUGAUUGAAAUCACUUAAAAAGUUAAGAGGCCCGACAUCCGCGGUUUGGAGGCGAAUGCAAAAUGUCAUUGAAAUGAUGUCAAAGCAAUAUGGGUAUUUUAACUCGAUUCAAAGGAGGAAAAUGCGGACUAUACGUGCUAAUAAUUGCCAUCCACAUCCCGAUACUGCAAGGAGAAGGGCAGCCCUCGUGCCCCACAUUAGCCGAGAACCCAAUCUGUCCUUGUUAUAAUAUCAAGGAAGGCCUAUUUCUGGAAUGUCCCAGCGCUACUCCGGGAGUCGUCAAGAAUGUCCUAUCCAAAAUAAAAGGAUCAAUACAAUCUUUGUCUAUAUACGACCUUGAGAGCUCAAUUACAGAACUGAAACCAGACCUAUUUCCACCAAACAUAAGGAUAAUAAAUCUACAAAUCUCGCAAUCAAACAUAAACAAAAUCAACUCAAACGCCUUUACAUCGAUUCGCGACUCUUUGGGAUCUUUGAGCAUAAUUUCUAGUAAAUUAAACAAGAUUCCUCAUGAAUCAUUAUUUGAACUGUACAGCAUUGAAGCACUUGAUUUACAGCUCAACGACAUCAAAGACAUUCAAGCAAACACAUUCAGAAAUCUGAAACUCAAGAAACUCAAUUUAAAAGGGAAUAAAGUUUUUAAUAUUUCAGAAAAUGCAUUUCACAGUCUAGAAGAGUCUUUGACGGAGCUAGAUGUAACUGAAAAUUUUCUGAAUAUUUUUCCCUUACAAGCUCUCGGAAAGCUUAACAAGCUAAAUAGUCUACGGUUAGCGUGGAAUAAAAUAAAUUCAAUACCAGAUAGUGGCAACAUCACAAUAUCUAAUUUAGUUUCUUUAGAUUUAAGUUCAAAUUAUUUUGUAGAAAUUAAAAACAACUGGUUCAAAUGCAUACCAAAAAUUAAAGUUUUAACUUUUUUUAGUAAUCGCAUACAGAAAAUAGAAGAGGAAGCUUUUCACCCAUUAGGUGAUUUAGAAACUAUAGACUUGAGUCGAAAUAAAAUUACAAACAUCGACAAAAAUAUAUUUCAAAAAAAUUAUAAAAUUCGCACAAUAGACUUAAGUCAUAACCAUUUACACAAUAUAAAAGGUGUAUUUUCAAACUUAUUGCAUCUUUCCGAGAUAUUUUUGUCUGAAAACAACAUCCUUGAAAUCCCGGAUGAUGCUUUUAAAAAUGCUGUCGGAUUAACGGUUCUAAAUUUAGAACAUAAUGCAAUCCAAAGGUUGCAUCCCAAUUGCUUUUCUUCUUUACAAAAUUUGACUCAACUGCACAUGGGAACAAAUUUUUUGAGAAAACUUCCUCGUAAUAUUUUUCACUCCAAUUAUAAACUAGUUACUUUAAGUUUAGAUAAUAAUGAAAUUAACGAAUUAGAUGAAUUAAUAUUUGAUAAACUAAGUGAGUUGAGAGAACUACGUUUGCAAAACAACAAGUUGAGUCAUAUAAAGCGAAAUGUGUUUAGCCCGCUGCCAGGGCUUUUAGAAUUACAUUUACAGAAUAAUGUUAUUCAAAACAUAGACUCUCAUGCAUUUAUUACUCUAAAGAGUCUUCAGCACAUUAAUUUGCAGGGUAACCGCUUAUCCACAAUUGGAGAUGUUUUCCCAAACAGAAACUCCUCGUUAGUUUCCAUACAGUUGAGUUCAAAUUACUUGUCUUUACUCAAAAAUAGCUCUCUAAGAGGGCAAAUGAACGUGCAAAUAAUGUGGCUCAGCCAAAAUAAUAUUAAAGUGUUAACUUUUAACUUAUUCAAUGAUUUGUUAAAUAUUCAAAGGCUGUAUUUAAAAAAUAAUAGUAUUGUACAUAUAGAAAAUAGGACAUUUAUGCACUUAAAAAGAAUAAAAUACUUAGAUGUAAGUAAUAAUAAGCUUACAAAACUAAGUAAUGAGACAUUUUACAAGCUUGUAACGUUGGAAGAACUGUAUUUACAAUGCAACAAUAUAAACCACAUUGCAAAAGAUACUUUCACAUUUUUAAUCAAGCUAAAAGUUUUAGACCUAUCACAAAAUGAAAUCAUAGUACUUGAUUUUGAUAUUUCAUCACUUCCAAUUAGGCAACUUCGACUCAAUAAAAAUUCUGUAUCAAUCAUCGAAGCCGACUCUCUCAAAAGUUUGCCCAAUCUGAGUGACUUAGAAAUGAACAAUAACUUUCUAACUUGGGAAGACGUUAUUCAGGUACAGAUAUCGGGUUUAAAAUCAUUAACAUUGUCCAGAAAUAACUUUACAGUGCUGGAAAAUAGAACGUUUUCUCAUCUGCCUUCGUUACAGGCCCUUUCGUUAGAAGUAUCCAACAUAUCCCACUUGCCUCCAGCAACUUUCAUAAAAAAUCAAAACUUAUUACGCAUUAACUUAGCGUUUAAUAGUUUGAGGGACUUGCAUAAAGACGUUUUUGCAUACACAACAAUAUUACAGGAGCUCAAUCUAAAAGGAAAUAAUUUUACAGAAUUUCCUCAUGUGGCCCUGUUCAACAUCACCUCAUUAGAAAUACUUGAUUUAUGUCACAAUCAGUUGCAGAGUAUUGAUUUCUUUAAAUUCAUAGGUUUACAGAAUUUAAGAACAUUGAAUUUAUGUGAUAACCAUAUCUCAGUGCUAAAUGGUUUCAAUUCGCCGGCCUUAAAAAACUUGGUGAGCUUGAAUUUAAGCAGAAACAUGUUAACAGUUCUUCCACCGAAUUUCUUCCAACAUUCUAUAGGCAUGAAGGAAAUUGACUUGUCACACAAUCUCUUCAAAAAUAUACCUAGCAACGGUUUAUCAGAAGCUGUACUACCUACACUUACAAUGCUGAACAUGUCUCAUAAUACUUUAACACAGUUAUUGCAAACAUAUCCUUCAAAGCAAUUUCCGCAACUAGAGGAAUUAGUUGUAACUGGUACGAAUUUAACGAUAAUAACAAGUAAGGACUUCGAACAUUUCCCAUCACUGAAACGACUCAUUCUACAAAGAAAUUCUAUAGUCCGACUGUCGCCUGGAGCAUUUUCGAAACUACACAAUUUACAUGUACUGGAUUUAAGCCAAAACCAAAUGGAAAACAUUCCCAGAGAACGACUCCAAGGAUUAUAUUCCACACGUUUGCUGAAUAUAUCACAGAAUAUCAUCAGAGAACUCGAAGAAUUUACAUCGGAUUUGCAAAGUUUGCAAAAGUUAGAUGUCUCUUUCAAUCACAUAACAAGAAUAAACAAAGAUAUAUUCAAAGGCCUACUAAGUCUCACUGAGUUGAAUUUGAAAGGCAACUGGCUGUCGGCCAUAUCCUCGGAUGCUUUUCAGAGUUUGAACAAGAUUACAUUUAUUGAUCUGAGUCACAAUUACUUCGAAAUAAUUCAGAUAAAAAUGCUGGCGGUUCUGGAGACGCAAAUAAAAACGAUUUCGUUUGAUGACAACCCCCUUACUUGCAACUGCGAGUCGCAGAAUGUUUGGAAGUGGAUGCAGGACCAUUACAAGAUUGUAUUAAAACGUAGCAGCAAUUUACGUUGUGAGCAUCCAGAGGAACUUCACGGAUACAGUUUCAUCCAUUUACCUCCGCAGAAACUAUGCGACAUACCCCUUGUAAACCGGAUCGCCAUACAAGAUAUUCAAACAUAUUCCGUCGUCGUAUCUUGGCAGGGUCGCAACCAAAGUGGCUUAAGCGGGUAUCAAGUGGCUUACUUCAGUGAACAAAACCCGAGCAUCAUACGAGGCAAAAUUCUCAACGCUACAGCAAGGUAUACAAGACUUAACCAUUUGACGCCCGGCUCCCGAUACACAAUCUGCGUGCUAGCGAUCGGAAACUUCGGCAUGUCUACGUCUACAGGCUCCUCUGUGCCCGACGCCAGAAUAGCUCCUUUCCCAGAAAUUGCCACCAAUAAUUUAUACAGCGACGAACAAACGUUUAACCAUUUACGAUCUUACAUGAAUGAUUCCUUAACAAGUAAAUGUACCAGUGUAAGCACAAUCGAAAUAUUUGGUGCACCAAUGGAUAGUCCUUUCUCGAAUACGUACAUGGGUAUCGCUGAUAUUCUGACCAGAAGACUCAGUUUGGUUGUGGGUUGCUGUAUCGGCUUCAUAGUGUUUGUGGUUUUAGUUUCAGCAUUAGGAUACAUCAAAACAAAGAAACGUCCUGUGGUUGGAAAAGCCGAAGUGCAACAAGCACCUCAAUAUAUUUCAUACGAUAACUUCAACACGCCCAGCAUAGAUGUUCAAACCACCGAUAUGGACAUAAAUACGAUUACAGACAAAACAAAAUCGCUAGCGAAACGCGAGUGAGUUAUAAUCGCAUGCGUGUGUUAACCCACACAAGUUGCUGCCAAAAGGAACGGAUUUUUUCCAAUUUGAUUCCCUCAUGAAUAGCAUGCCACUCACGUUGGGAACCUUUUAUACCUCCAUCGUCUUUGAAACUUCUUUCACAAGUUUGACAGACAGGAAUGAAUUAUUAUAACUACCAGCUAUCAAUAACGAAAUGUGUGAUAAUCGAAAAACUUUUGUAUCAUUCACGCCAUUUUGGGUAACAAGUUGAUACACUUUAUUAUUUGUCACCAAAUACUUUUGCAGUUUAGUGUUAAUUAUUAUGCUAUGUAACUUUGCAGUGUCACGAUUCAUUAAGGUUAUCAAGUAAACUUUUGUCCCAAAAUUUUUAGUGUCAUAUGUAAAUACUUAGGAACUAUAAACGUAAUGUGUUUUUAUGUUAUUCAUAUUUUAUAUAAAGUAUGUUAACUUAUAAUUUAUUAUAUUUACUAACUUAAAUGGAUGAUGAAUGGAAACAGGUACGAAGCUUAAAUUGUAAUCAUCUUGAAAGUAACGUAAAGAUAAAAUUACGUAAUUUUGAUUUAAUUAUUAUUAUUGGAACUGUGAUGUAACUUGUUUCACUAUUUGUUGAACGUAUAACGUUGUAAUUUUUUUAUAUAAAAUAAAUAUUAAUUGUGAUUAUUAUUAUACAUAACUGUAAAUUUUUAGAAUAUACAUAACUACGUUGUAUAAUAAAAACUAAUCGUAAUGACUCUUGUAGAUGUUACUGUAAAAAUAUUAGGUAUUUGAAUUUUUUAAAUAAACAUGCCAAACCAAUAUUUAUACUCUGAAAAAAGGGAUAUUGUGUAACUAUUUAUAGUGAUAGGAUAAAUUGUGAACGAAAUAUCAAACUCGUCUAGAU